GCCAGACAGAGGCUUAUGACGCUUGUGUGUAGGGUUGGUUUGUGGAGGCUCGUGCUGCAACUGUAUGAAAAUGGCGGAUACACUGACAGACGGACUAGCACAGCAAAAGGAGGCGGCCAAUGAUGAGGAGAGAGGGAAAUAUCUUCGGAAUAGGACUGCAAGGUCGGGGAAUAGCAGCAGCACUCCAGACAUGACCGAAACGUUGGGGUUUUGCGGAAGAAAUGCUGUCAAAAAGGAGAGAGAGAAUCACUCAGAUCUUUCACUGGUGCGGUUCAUACGGAAGGAGCUGACGCGGGGGUACUUCCUGGAACACAACGAGGCGAAGUACAAGGAGCGCAGGGAGAGGGUGUACACCUGCAUGAAGAUCCCCCUCGAGCUGGAGAAGCUGAUGAUUUUCGGAUUCUUCCUGUGCCUGGACGCCUUCCUGUACAUCUUCACCCUGCUGCCCCUCCGGGUCCUGCUGGCCCUCACCAGGCUCCUCACCCUGCCCUGCUGGGGGCUGCGUGGGUCUCGGCUCCUGCAGCCUGCCCAGGUGUGCGACAUCCUGAAGGGCUUCAUCCUGGUCCUCUGCUACUUCAUGAUGCACUACGUGGACUACUCCAUGAUGUACCACCUGAUCCGGGGUCAGUCCGUCAUCAAACUCUACCUCAUCUACAACAUGCUGGAGGUGGCGGAUCGUCUGUUCUCGUCCUUCGGGCAGGACAUACUGGACGCUCUGUACUGGACCGCCACGGAGCCCAAGCAGAGGAAGCGCUCCCGCAUAAGGGUGAUCCCUCACUUCCUGAUGGCCGUGCUCUACGUGUUCCUCCAUGCCAUUCUAAUUAUGGUCCAGGCCACAACGCUCAACGUGGCCUUCAACUCCCACAACAAGUCGCUGCUCACCAUCAUGAUGUCCAACAACUUUGUGGAGAUUAAAGGAAGUGUUUUCAAGAAGUUUGGGAAAAACAAUCUGUUUCAGAUGUCAAAUAGUGAUAUCAAGGAAAGAUUUACCAACUACGUGCUUCUGGUCAUAGUGUGUCUGCGGAACAUGGAGCAGUUCUCCUGGAACCCAGAUCACCUCUGGGUCCUGUUUCCCGACGUCUGCAUGGUGGUGGCCUCGGAGAUCGCCGUCGACAUCGUCAAGCACGCCUUCAUCACCAAGUUCAACGACAUCGCGGCCGAGGUGUACAGCGAAUACAGAGCGAGCCUGGCCUUCGACCUCGUCAGCAGUCGGCAAAAGAACGCAUACACGGACUACAGCGAUUCGGUGUCCAGGAGAAUGGGCUUUAUUCCUCUGCCUCUGGCUGUUCUCCUAAUCCGGGUGGUGACGAGCUCUGUGACAAUCCAGGGAUCCCUUUCUUAUGUGUGCUUACUGCUCUUCUACCUGGGGAUGAUAACCCUGAAAGUGCUGAACAGCAUCAUUCUGCUGGGGACGUCCUGUCUGUACGUGAAGGAGGCCGGCAUGGAGGAGAAGCUGUUUGAGAGGCCCCCCACUGCGCCCCCCAGCAGAGCAGGCAGCAGGGCGAAGAGCACACCCGUUGCCCCCUCAGCUAUCCCAGCCUCCCCCGCUAAAGACCAGAGCCCCACCCCCUCCGGCACCAGCCAACCGGCCGGCAGCGCUGAGGACCCCGCCCCCCAGCACCCCGUCGGCGACCCCGGCGAGCUCCGGACGGCCCCCGGCGAGACGGAGGAGGAGCCCGGGACGCAGGAGGGGGCGGAGCUCAAGCACAGGCCCCCGAAAAAGGACCUGCUGGAGAUAGACCGCUUCACCAUAUGCGGGAACCGCAUCGACUGACGUUCGCGGCGUCACCGCCCCCCGCCCCUCCUUUUUCGGGACGGUUCUGGGUUUGGUCGCGGCACGCCUAGGACGGGCCGCCAGGGGCCCGUCAGCCAAAGACAGCGGCGCUGGGGUAUUUAUUGAGACCCGGGUAAUUUAUUGUUCACUGGAAGCGUGACCGGUAGCUUUUCCACUGGGCGGACCCGUUCGGCCGGGCCUCCGGCGAGCGAUGGCGGGAAGAGUCGCGGUAACCAGGGUACGCCGCAGGACUCCUCGAACAGGAAGGAGCGAGCCGUCAGACGGCGUGGGCUCAAGAGCCCGGACUCAACAGGGUUUCUGACGAAAAAAAGCGGCCUUUGGUCCAAAUAUGUGCCUAGAGCGGUUUUUUGUUUUGCUUUAAAUAAA
Molecule: messenger RNA, 2161 nt
Organism: Anguilla rostrata (American eel)
Lineage: Eukaryota; Metazoa; Chordata; Actinopteri; Anguilliformes; Anguillidae
Gene: tapt1a
Product: transmembrane anterior posterior transformation 1a
Exons: 14
Coding region: 65-1774 (569 amino acids)
Biological process (GO): positive regulation of cilium assembly
Cellular component (GO): ciliary basal body; endoplasmic reticulum membrane
Source: RefSeq, a predicted model, not a curated record